UCUUGACUCGCGCUCACACAGAGAAUUGGAGCAGGCUUCAAGUCAUUCUGUAUUAUAUAUUCAAUUAGAGGCUCUGAAACCCCACAGAAAAGGAGCAACUAAUUAAAAUGUUUUGGGUGGCUGUAGCCCUUCUUCUGUUCUUGCAACUUAAUGGCGGUCACUCUUGUCCAAGCCAUGAAAGAGAUUCCCUUUUGCGUUUCAAAGCAUCUGUUGUUGAUCCGUACAAUGUACUACUCAACUCAUGGCAGGGUUUCAACUGUUGUGAGUGGAAUGGAAUCCAAUGCCAUCCUCACACAACUCACGUCAUUCGUCUCGAUCUCCACAGUCCCUUUUAUGCUCUGAGUAAUAACAGCGGUGAUGUUCUUUCCCCAUUGUUCAAUCUGGGACAGUUGGAGCAUCUGGACCUAAGCUGGAAUAAUUUCAGCGGAGUUUCCAUCCCUCCUGGAUUGGGCAGACUCAAGAGUUUGCGCUACUUGUGCUUAUCAGAUGCUGGGUUUAUUGGAGAUAUUCCCACGGAGCUGGGGAACAUGUCUACUUUACAGUACUUGGAUCUCUCUGACAAUGCUCUGAGAAUGAUGCAAAUGUGGACGUGGACUGGAAACAUGAGAGAUUUGCAGGAGCUGAUCCUGGACGGAGUGAAAAUGUCGGGAGUGGAAAACAAUGAGUUGGACGACGCUCUCUCCACCAUGUACACUCUCAGCCGUCUUCAAAUGUCCAACCGUGAUCUUUCUGGAGAAAUUCCCCAUUCCCUUGCCAACCUCACCAAUCUGACUCACCUCUAUCUUGAAGGGAACUAUUUCAAUGGCAGCAUCCCUUCUGUCCUGCUGAGCCUUCCAAGACUUACAGAGCUCGAUCUGAGUACCAAUGUAUUGACUGGUAAAAUCCCUUCCUUGGCCAACCUCCCGUCCCUUGCCGACCUUGACCUGAGUAAUAACCUUCUGAAUGGCAAAAUCCCCACUUCCAUUGGCCAACUCUUAUCUCUGGAAUCGCUUGAUCUAAGCCACAACAAAUUAGAAGGUGCCAUCCCUGUAAACAUUUCCAAUCUUUCCAAACUGGGGAACCUUUUGCUGCACUCGAACCGGUUAUGGGGGGAUUUUUCAGAGUCUCACCUUAAUAAUCUCAGCCAACUUGUCUAUGUACAAGUUUCCGGUAAUCUCUUAACUGUCAAGUUCAGUCCAACCUGGAUUCCAAAAUUCUCUUUGCAAACGCUGGGAUUAAGUUCAUGUAACAUCGAAGGCGGAUUUCCAACAUUCCUAAUAACUCAAUAUGAGAUUAACUCCGUGGAUUUGUCCAACAACAGUCUUGCAGGAAAUAUUCCCCAGUGGAUAUGGGGUGUCCAAUCCCUUGGGUUUCUUAAUCUUUCCCAUAAUCACUUUGCAGGAGUUCUACCUCAUUCGUUGAUGGGUAGUCAAUUCGGGAUUCUGGAUUUGCAUAGCAAUAAUUUACAGGGUCAGCUUCCGAUCCUUUCUAAUGGGCUAUGGUUGUUGGACGUGUCAGAGAAUCAACUCAGUGGACCCAUUCCAGCAGAAAUUGGUGAGUAUCGUAAACUUGGAUAUCUCUCUCUCUCUCGAAAUCAUCUCAACGGUAGCAUUCCAUCUUCUAUAUGCAAAAUAGAUAUUGUGGAUCUCUCAAAAAACAAGCUUACAGGUAACCUUCCCGCCUGUUUAGAAAAUUCUUCUUCAAUUGAGAUGUUGAACUUAGAGAACAAUCAUUUGGAGGGCAAUUUGUCACUGCAGUUUGCAAACAUGCCUUCUCUUCAAACAUUAAAAUUGGGUGGAAAUGGACUAAAUUCGUAUAUCCCAUCCUCUCUUGCAAUGUGUACGCAGUUGGAGAUACUAGAUUUGAACAACAACAAAAUGAGAGGGAACAUACCAAAUUGGAUAGGGAAACUUUCAAACCUUAAGAUUUUGAUCUUGAGAUCAAAUAGAUUUGAAGGCAAAAUACCUUUAGAAGUUACAACUUUGCCACUUCUUCAAAUAUUGGAUCUUUCAUCCAACAGAUUUUCAGGAAUCAUUCCAGUCAACAUCUCAUCUUUGCAGGCUAUGAGAAAUCAAACAGUGACUACUGAAAUAUUUCAUUUUCCAGUUCAUUUUCCCGAUUAUUCUUGGUCUUUCUUAAAUCCAAACUUUCUAGAUCGUUCAAGUUCAAGCUUUGCUGAUCGAGAGACAAUCAUUAACAAAGCACGGGAGAUGGAGUAUGCAAGAUCAUUGGCACUGGUAAAAUGUAUUGAUUUUUCAAACAACAACUUAGCUGGUGGCAUUCCUCAAAACAUUGGGUUGCUUGAGGGUUUGGUUAUCCUUAAUAUUUCAAGAAACCAUAUUACGGGUGAAAUCCCGAAGAGUUUGGGGAAAAUGGUACAGUUGGAAUCUCUUGAUCUCUCACACAAUCAACUGUCUGGAGAGAUCCCUUUGGAGCUGCAAUCGCUCACAUUCUUGGGCUACUUGGGCUUGUCCCACAAUCAUCUUUCUGGUAAGAUACCGCAAGGGGGACAAUUCUACACGUUUGAGGCAACAUCCUUUUCAAACAAUGCAGACCUGUGCGGCCUCCAACUUAACACAACCUGUUGCGGCCUUCACCAAAAUAAAUCCUGUCCUGCAAGCACUCCGCCAGCGAUUAAUGUUGAUAAGAUAGAUGAUGAUGAGGAUGAAGAUAUAUGGUGGGGAGUUGGCCUGGGAAUUAGCUUUGCAAUCGGAUUUUCUAUUGUAAUUGGAGUGUUGUGUCUUACCACAAACUGGAGUUGUAAAUGCAUCCUCAUGAUGGAUAACAUUAUCAUUUAUCUUUUUGAGAGAUUUCGAAAAUAGCUGUUCUUCCAUGGCUAUGGUAGAAAUUUUCUACAUCCAUGAUAGAAGUAUGUAAGGUGAUUUGUAAGUUGUAGAAGUUAUCUACAACUAUGAUAGAAAUAGAAAUAUGAUAGACUAUAGAGGCAUUAGUUUCUUGUGAUAUAAUGUUGGCCUAUCUAAUAAUAUUGAGGUCAAUCUAGUUUUGUAAGCAUAUGGUUUAUGCAUAUUUUUACUAUAUAAACUUUAAUUUUUGUUUAUA
Cryptomeria japonica (Japanese cedar) is the source of this 3039-nucleotide messenger RNA. Its product is annotated as receptor-like protein 38. Lineage: Eukaryota; Viridiplantae; Streptophyta; Pinopsida; Cupressales; Cupressaceae. The coding region runs from base 108 to 2801 and encodes 897 amino acids. The transcript has a single exon. Gene Ontology annotation, molecular function: protein binding. The record is from RefSeq and is a predicted model, not a curated record.